This is a messenger RNA of Tetrahymena thermophila SB210, 1728 nucleotides long. RefSeq names its product kinase domain protein. Gene Ontology annotation, biological process: protein autophosphorylation; intracellular signal transduction; peptidyl-serine phosphorylation. The transcript has 9 exons. Gene Ontology annotation, molecular function: calcium-dependent protein serine/threonine kinase activity; ATP binding; calmodulin binding. Lineage: Eukaryota; Ciliophora; Oligohymenophorea; Hymenostomatida; Tetrahymenidae. Gene Ontology annotation, cellular component: nucleus; cytoplasm. The record is from RefSeq and is a predicted model, not a curated record.
AUGGGCGUUUGUCAAAGUAAAUCAAGCAAUCAAAAGGAAUCAGGAAAGAACGUUUAAGAUGAAUAUAAAAUAGUUUGCUAACUUGUUAAUAACUCUUAUAUUGUUCAGCGUUGGAGUAAAGUGAAGGAAGCAAGUCCUCGAUAAAUGAAUUUAUAAGAAGUAUAAUCUGGAGCUAACUAGGAUGAAGUGAAUACUCAAGAAGAAAACUCACAAAAGCAAGACAAAAAAUAUUUAAUGAAAUGCUAUGUUAAUCUGUCUCAGCAGUAAAUAAAUUUAAUUAGGGAGGAUAUAUAAGUUCAUAAAAAGUUAGAAAGCCAAGGAGAGUUCUACAUUAAUAAAAUCAUAGAUGUUUAUCAGUGGAAAGAUUCUUUAGCAAUAAUUUAUGAAUAUCAAAAUAGAAUAGAAGAUUUGAAAGUAGAAAUUACAUAAAAUAAAAGAAAAAUCAUAUCAAAUGUUGUAGCUGCUUUUACCUUUUUGGAUAAAUAGAAUGAUACCUAUCAUGGAAAUAUUUGUUUAAACAAUAUUCUUAUUAAUAAGAAUACUCUACAAGUCAAGAUCACUGAUUUUGCAUUAAAUAGAUCGCUCUAUUAUCAAAAUCUUGUAAACUCUCUAAAUUAAAUAUUUAGAGCUCCAGAAUACGAACCGGAAGUUAAUAAUUUAAAAUUAUAAGAAUCUGGCAUUCCUGAUAAAUUAGAAAUGCCUACAGUUUUUGAUGAUUUCAAGAAGGCUGAUACUUGGAGCAUGGGUGUAGUACUAGGCUAUUUAGCACUUGCUGAUAAUAAAGAUUAUGCUGAGGUAUUUUUGAAGCAUAUUAAAGAAAAAUAAUUCAAAGAUGCCUAGGCUUUGGUACUUAUGCAUGGAGAGGAUUAUGGAGUUUUCUUUUUUCGUUUAUUAGAAAUUAUACCUAAAAACAGGUUAUCCGUUGCAGCAGUAAAUACUCUAUUAUGUAAGUUCAACCUUAAAGCAGAAAUCAUUUAAAUAACAUGUUAGAAAGAGCUGGAUUAUCAAGAGUAUCAAAUAAGAAAAUCAUAAAAGGAAAAUAUUAGCAAGGUUCAUAUAGAAUUGCAGUCGCUUUUAUUAGGAUAGUAACUUGGAGAGAAGUUGUUAUCUCUCUUCCCAAAGCUGAAUUUAGAAAAUGUAACCUAAAUUCAUUUUAAAAUCUAGAAAAACAACUUAUGCAAUUCAGGACUGGACUACUUUAUUAAAUUAUUCGAAGAAGUGAGCUUCAACAAUCUAAAUAUACUUGAGAUAAAUUUUGGCUUAAACAAAUUGGAGGGGUAAGUAGCUGGUGAAAAAGCAAGACAAAUGAUAGAAAAUAUUAAAGCACCUUAGCUCACUUCAUUCAGAUUGUAUUUUAGUAUCAACUCAUUAGGUGAUGAGGGUGCUUAUUAAGUAUUUGAUGCUAUGACUAAAAUGCCACAUCCUUAUCUGAGUAAAAUGGAGUUAGGACUUGGCUAGAAUUAAUUAACUGACUAAGGAGUAAUUAGGCUAGGAUAACUGCUGAAUUAAUUAGAUAUGAUGAAAAUAUCUGGAAUUUGGAUAUACCUUGGAAAAAAUAAAUUGACAUAUAAUGGUGUAGAUGGCUUUUUAUAAAAUCUUUAAUAAGUUGAGUAAAAAAUCAUUUCAGUGAGCGAAUUCUAAUUUUUAAUGAAUCUGUUAACAGCUGAGGAAAUAAAAUAGUUAUAAGAAAAGUAUUAAUUUAACAGCUCUAUAAGAUUAUUAUUUUGA